GGAAGCCUGUUUUAAUUUCUCUACUCCUCAUAGACAUAUAUAUACACCAAAAUGUAUAUCCUAUGAUCAACCAAACAUAUCACAAGAUCCUCCCCACUUGUAUUUUCUAGGCUGCCCACCUCAUAUUCUUCCCUAGAUAAAAUCAAAGUCAUAUGCUAGAGUUCUUGUUCAGUAUAGUGGAAUGAAGGAUGAAUCCUUACUACCAAACUUCAUGUUCAAGCAAUGACUCAAUAACAGAACAAGAAAAUCCUACUUCUUUAGAUACACAGCCAAGUUUUCAUUCAGUUCCUUCAGCCAUAUCACUAUCUCAUGAUCAGAGUUUAUCUCUUAAUCUUGGCACUCAACAUCAAUGCAUAGCUACUCUAAAGGGACAGAAUACCUAUACAUCUUCCCUUGUACUUGCUGGUAAAUUCCUUUUUACUGGCUCUUCUGAUAAAGAAAUUUGUAUGUGGAAGCAAAAAGCUCUAACUUCCACAAUAGAUGGUAUAGUUGACACAGUUAUAGCAGGCAAAGGUGCAGUUAAGUCACUAGUAAUAUUGGCUGAUAAGGUCUUUAGUGCUCAUCAAGAUCACAAAAUCCGAGCCUGGAAAAUCGAAAACCAUAAUUCAGAUGCCCCUAAUAUUGUUCAUCUAUCCACUCUCCCUUUACUUAGUGACAGAGCCCUGAAAUUUAUGAUACCAAAAAACCAUGUUAAAAUCAGGCGCCACAAGAAAUCUACAUGGGUGCAUCAUGUUGACACAGUCUCAGCACUAGCCCUUUCGAACGAUGAGUUGUUCCUCUACUCUGUUUCAUGGGAUCGAACACUUAAAAUUUGGCGAACCACUGAUUUUAAAUGCUUGGAAUCUAUAGCAAAUGCACAUGAUGACGCGAUCAACGCUCUAGCAAUAUCACAAGAGGGGGAUGUUUUUACAGGAUCAGCUGACAAUAAAAUCAAGAUUUGGAGAAGGGGAUUUGAAGAGAAAAAGCAUUCACUGGUUGGUACACUAGAAAAACAUAAAUCUGGUGUAAAUGCACUAGCAGUUGGGGAAAGCACUCAUUCUGUUUUAUAUUCGGGUGCUUGUGAUAGGUCAAUAUUAGUAUGGGAGAAGAAUGAAGGUGGUGAUAUGGUGUUAGUGGGUGCACUCAGGGGUCAUAAAAAGCCCAUAUUGUGUCUGGCUGUAGUGGCAGAUUUGGUGUGCAGUGGUUCAGCUGAUAAAACAGUGAGAGUGUGGAGAGGGGUUGAGAGAUGCUACUCUUGUCUUACUGUUAUUCAAGGACACAAUGGACCAGUGAAGUGCCUGACUGUGACAAGUGAUCAACAAAUUCCAUCUGAUACCACCUCUUCUUAUGUCCUAUAUACUGCUAGUUUAGAUGGUGAAACCAAGGUUUGGAAGAUUUUUAUUCCACUUCUAUAAAGGUUUUACUCCAUCUCUUUGAUCUUUCACCUUUGCUCCAAUGAGGGGCAUGAUGCAUCGUAUUUGUUGGCUGAUAGAUUUGUCUGAAGAAACUCAUGCUCCAGAGUUGCCAGUUCCAGAAUUCUGUAAAUUUUAUUCUGCAACUUUAGAUUGUGGGCAUAUGACCAAAAGAAGAAAAUAUCGACAAGAUUUUACCUUUUUCUUCUUUA
Messenger RNA from Nicotiana tabacum (common tobacco), 1603 nucleotides. RefSeq names its product protein JINGUBANG-like. Gene Ontology annotation, molecular function: protein binding. The record is from RefSeq and is a predicted model, not a curated record. Lineage: Eukaryota; Viridiplantae; Streptophyta; Magnoliopsida; Solanales; Solanaceae.